Molecule: messenger RNA, 2877 nt
Organism: Adineta ricciae
Lineage: Eukaryota; Metazoa; Rotifera; Eurotatoria; Adinetida; Adinetidae
Source: the annotation of a GenBank genome assembly
AUGGAAAUUGAAAAACUCGAUAUAGAUUCAAUCUUUGUCAAAUACACGAUCAAUGAAAUACGGGAUAUUGAACAGAAAAUCAAAGAUGAUAUGGAGAGGAAAAAGGAAGAAUUACGAUCGAUGGUUGGAGAACGAUAUCGAGAUUUGAUUGAAGCUGCGGAUGCCAUUUUCGAAAUGAAAACGUGUGCGAAAGGGGUCGAGCAAUUUGUACAUUUACUCAAUGAAAAAUGCGGAAAAAUUGAUCAUACAUUAUUGACGCAACCGUCUUCAUCAAAUUUAAAAUCGGAUAAACAAUUCUUCAAGUUAACAAUUGUUAAUUCAGUCAAAAUCUUAACAGAAACACGUCGACGAUGUUGGACGUUCCUCGAGGAAAAGAACUUUGCAGCUGCAGCUCGUCAAUAUUCCUUAGCUCAGCAUAUGUCAGCUUUGUUAUCCUCGAAUACAAUGGAUGAUCAAUUAGAUAAUGAGGCACAGAAAGCGAUCGUUGCUGCGACUCGUCUAUGGCAUCAAACUCGACAAAUGAAAGCGACGAUUCUAGAAAAAUGUCGGUUGUAUCUGAAGAAUACAGACACAGAUGUUCAAAUCCUUGCCAAUGCUCUGUCAACUCUCGUUGUAUUUGGUAACAAAACAAUCGAACAAGUAUUGAAUGAUCUGUUAUCUGCGAAAUUGGAUAUGAUCAAAGAUUCAUAUGAAAAAGUGGAUAUUAAACAAGCUUCGAAGGAUACUGUUCGACAAUUAGUCGUUCUUUUUAUCAAUACUAUCUUUCAAUUAGAUAUUCUCUUCAGUAAAAAUGAUAAUACUACUGAUAAAUAUGAUCAACUAAAAACACAUGUCUUAACGUAUUAUAAUGCAUCCAAUGAUCAGAAAAAUAAUAAUGUUGUGUCGAAAACAAUCUUAUCAAUAGAACAACAACAAAUGUUGAAUAUGCAGGAAACAUUUUUAAAAAAUUGUGAUCCGGUUGAUCUGAGUGAAUUCGAAUCUCGGCAACAAGAACUCGUUCAGACUAUUGUUGAAAAAUGGUUACACCAGGCGUUAGAUCUUGUGAAGACAGGUUUAGGUGUUUUGCUUAAUCGGGUCACGUCAUUAAAAGCAUUGCUUCAUCUGAAAACAAGUCUUGUAUCAUUGUUAGCCGAAGAACGUAUGCAGCAAUGGAGAAUCGUUUGUAAUCGUCUAUUAAAUGGAAAUGAUAAAGAAAUCCGACUGUGGAAUGAUUUGAUCAAGGUGGAAUUACGUGCACGUGCGAAACAAGUACUUCACGCUCGAUUCGAUCAAUUUAAUCAAACAGCAGUACAAAAGAUCGAACAAUGUCUCGAAGGAUUUCAGAAAUCGGUCAACAAAACUGACAAGUCGUCAUUGGAAUUCAAUGUUUUGGACUAUAUUUGGAGCAAUGUGGAUAAUAAUAUUCCAAGUGAUUACGUUUGGACACCAUCGACAAGUCGUACACCGAUUGGUGAUGCCAAAUUUUCUCUAAAAGCUGUCGCAAUAUCAAUGGAUCUUCAAAACUUAUGUCGAGAAUUAGACGAUGAGUUACGUCAAGUUCUUGACGAUGUCAAUGAAUUCUCUGUUGCUGAUGGUUCAUCAAACUCUACUCCAUCGGAUUCGAUCUUAUCGACAACCAAUACUAACCAAUCGAUGUAUUCGGAUAGUGGCUUUGUUGAAGAACAUUUGGAAGAAUGUGUGAUUCAAUUUUGCACAGCAUUUCUCGCACACUUAAAACAAAUCGCGAAUGAUAACGAGAAAGUUGGAGACGAGGAGCGAACUUUAACGAGUUUGGUUUGGCUGGGCUCAUGUGCUCGAGCAAUUCCAAUUAUUUGCAAGAAUCUCAAAAAUGCACUUGAAUUAGUCAUGAAUAAUGCUAAUGAUGCUACUAGUAGUCCAGCGCUGGAUAGAAAAAUGCGAGGAAUCUCUCAACCUAAACGAACGUUGGAGAAAACUGAAAAAACUUCAUGGUUAAAAACACGUGAAAUGUUCAUGACCACUCAUAUCGAUUUAUUCAAACAAUGGAUUAUUCACUUAAGUGCUAAUAUUGACAUGCACUUGCGAAAUAAACUAUUGACGUUUCUCGACGAUAUGCCAACCUUGAUUUGGGAUGAGAUCGAAAUUGAAGAAAGUCUCGAAAGUGAUAAAACAUACAAGAGUCUGAUUCGUGUUCCAAUGUAUUGCACACCAUUCAUCGAAGAACUCCUAUUCUAUUCUUGUCAACAAAUCAACCAAGCGUUGGCUCAUGGUCUUGACAAGGAAUUGUCUCUGGAAAUGUCCUAUCGUUUGUUACUAACAUUUUUGAACGUUUACGAAUCCUGGUGGUCAAGUGAGAGUGAAAAACGAGCGAAUGUUAAACGUAUUCAGACCCGAGUCAUUCAAAUCGUUUACGAUCUUCGCUUUGUACACAUGUUACUCGAACGUAAAGAUAAUUCGACAAUAACCAAAGAUAUCAAUGAACGUUUUUCGAAACUAAUCGAAACUAUUGAAAAUGAAAUCGAUCCAUUUGAUUUAAACGUUCUUUCUCCAUAUAUGCAAGCGCAUUUACAGAAAAUUGUUCCGCGUUCUUCACUUUUAUUUGGACCGUUGAUUACGAACGAUCGUCUGAUUCCAGCGAAACCAUUGACAAUGAAUACGCAAGAAACGAAUAACAUUCUGUCAUUAUCUUCAUGUUCACAGAGGUUUUCAUUACUUCCGAUCGCUACGAAUCUUCCUUCAACAUCAACUAACAAAGCAAUUGUAUCGAAGGGAAACGUUGUGAAAACGGAUAUGAUUCACCAACAGGAACAUCAUCAAACAAGCAAUGAUUCUAAUUCAGGUUCGUUUCGCCCAUUGACGACGAAUGUGGCGGAAGUCGCGACUUACUAUUCGAAAUGGUUUCAAAAUAUGGUUAAAUAG